Messenger RNA from Eimeria maxima, 660 nucleotides. Its product is annotated as SNF7 family domain-containing protein, putative. The coding region runs from base 1 to 660 and encodes 219 amino acids. The record is from RefSeq and is a predicted model, not a curated record. Gene Ontology annotation, cellular component: multivesicular body; ESCRT III complex. Gene Ontology annotation, biological process: late endosome to vacuole transport; endosome transport via multivesicular body sorting pathway; protein transport. The transcript has 7 exons. Lineage: Eukaryota; Apicomplexa; Conoidasida; Eucoccidiorida; Eimeriidae.
AUGGAGUUGGGGGCUGUGAGCUGCCUGCAGAACAUUAGCAAACUGCAAACCAAGCAACUGCUCCUCCUGAGGAGAAGACGAGAGGCUAUCCUGCGCUGCAAGGCGCAACUGGGAACUGCUGACCUCCAGGUCCAGCAGCAGCAGGCGACUCAAGAACUGCACAGACACUUCACAGGCUGUGCUAAGCUCCUCUCUCUGGCCAACAAAGCAGCUGAUCUUCAAACAAUGCAGGUGGCAGUCAAGGGCUUCACGCGAGAGUCCCAGAAACUGGGAUUGCUGGAUGAAAUGCUAAAUGAAGUUCUUGAAGAUGGAACGGCGCACUUUGAGGACGAGGAGGAGACAGAAGAAGAGAUCCAACAAGAACUCAUCGAAUACGCGAACUCAGAGAUCGACAGACAAUUGCCUCUGCAAGAGACCGUGUGCAAGUCGCCCAUCAGGGAUGUCCCUCUACUAGGGCAGGUGCAGCAGCAGCAACAACAGCAGCAGCGGCCGCAGCGACCCAAGCUCCAGCAGCAGCAAGCACUUAGAAAGCCAAAGCAAAUGCUGCUGCAGCAGUUUUCUACCAACCAGAGGACAGCUACCAGGGCACCAUGGCUAUCAAAGGACGAAGCCACAAUGGCAGAGCAACUGGAGCAGCGGCUGGGUUCCCUUUUGCGUUAG